Molecule: messenger RNA, 1076 nt
Organism: Macadamia integrifolia
Lineage: Eukaryota; Viridiplantae; Streptophyta; Magnoliopsida; Proteales; Proteaceae
Product: heavy metal-associated isoprenylated plant protein 43-like
Exons: 3
Coding region: 85-612 (175 amino acids)
Molecular function (GO): metal ion binding
Source: RefSeq, a predicted model, not a curated record
UUCACUCACUUCAACAUUCCAAUUCCAUAGAAGAAACCACUAUCUUAUCUCUUCUUUGGCUCUCUCCAUUUCUCUACCUCACCAAUGGUUCCUGAGUUAGAGAAAAUGCAGAAGCCUCGAAUCACAGAGAUACAAGUCCGGAUGGACUGUAAUGGAUGUGUACAGAAGAUCAAAAAGGCAUUGCAUGGUAUCAAUGGGAUAUAUGAUCUCUAUAUCGAUUUCCCACAGCAGAAACUUACAAUAAUUGGAUGGGCAGACCCUGAAAAGAUCCUCAAAGCUAUCAAGAAAACGAGAAAGAUUGCCACCAUUUGCUCCCACAUAGAACCAAGUGACCCUCCUACUCAACCUGCUGAACCAGCACCAGCACCAGAACCACCUGAAGGUGGACAACCACCAGCCCCUGAUGCUACAAACCCUCCACCUACUGAAACCCCACCAGCAGCUGCUGCUCCUCCACCCACAGAGCCUCCCAAAGACCCUCCACCCCCUGAAAAUCCAGCUCCCGAAGUGACACCAUCACCUGUGGCUGCUGAGACUGCUGCAACCCAGCAGCCUCACCACCACCACCACCAUGGCCCCAAAGACAUUGAAGAUUGUUCUGCAUAUUUUUGAAGACACUGAAAAUCCAGCUUCCUCUUAAUUUGAAGCCAUUUCUUUUGUUUACAAUCAAUAAAUCACUUGUUCUGCAUAUUUUUCAUUUCUCAAUCAAUUACGUUGUAUCUGUUUACGGAUUCAUGAUUGUUCUGAAAUCUGAAGUUUUCGAUUGUGUUUUACCUUCUUAGUUCUUUUUCUUCUUGAGGAAAUGAUUCGGUGCCGCAAAAACAAGAAAUUAAAUGGGAAUAGGAAAUAUUAGACUAAAGAUUAUAAUCCCAUCUCAAGGAUGUGAAUCUGCCAAAGUUCGGUUGCCAGAUCAAAUGGGGUUGUUAUUCUUGUAUUCUCUUUCAAUACGGGGAAGGUCGCUUGGGAUCAGGGUAACCAUGGAUGAUUGCAUUCUGGCGGUGGGAACAAGUAUCAAAAGAGGGUAAAAUAAAAUUCGGAGACUGCGCAAUUAGUGAAGAUUUCCUCCCUUUUUUAGC